Messenger RNA from Ruditapes philippinarum (Manila clam), 2118 nucleotides. RefSeq names its product dehydrogenase/reductase SDR family member 7-like. Bases 171 to 1133 code for a protein of 320 amino acids. Lineage: Eukaryota; Metazoa; Mollusca; Bivalvia; Venerida; Veneridae. The transcript is spliced from 9 exons. Gene Ontology annotation, molecular function: oxidoreductase activity. The record is from RefSeq and is a predicted model, not a curated record.
UUCAUCCGCGAAAUCUUGCGACACUUAUCAACAUGCAUCUAUUUCGGACAACACAUAUAUUCGGAUUCCGGUGCAUGUAUCCUGCAUGGUUUCCCGUAAUACCUUGGGACUAAGGCCUAACCUGGCAUAGAUGAACUGUUCAUAACAUUUCUAGAUAAUAUACAUUUGUGAUGGAUUGGUGCACAGUUAUAGAGAUUGUAGUGGUAGCAUAUAUAGCUAUACAGAUACUAAGAUUGAUCUUUGCAGAUUGUGAUCUACAGCUACAAUGGGCUGAAAAAUUUGGACGAUCUACAGGGUCACUGGCACGUAAGGUGGUAUGGAUUACUGGAGCAUCCAGUGGUAUAGGAGAGUACCUCAGUUACGAGUUGGCACAAGCUGGUUGUAGACUAGUUUUGUCAGCUAGAAGAGAAGAAGAACUUCAAAGGGUGAAGAAACAAUGUCUUAGUUAUGGUAACCUAAUGGAUGAUGAUGUACUUGUGUUACCUUUAGAUAUGUUAAAAUUUGACCUCCAUAAACCAGCUGUAGAAGAGGUGUUAUCCAGGUUUAAACAGAUAGAUGUCCUUGUGAAUAAUGCAGGGAGGGCACAGAGGGCAUUAUGGGAGAAAACUGAUAUACAGGUAGACAGGGAUAUGCUGGAAAUAAAUGUUCUUUCUGUACUUUCUCUGACAAAACAAGUCCUACCACAUAUGAUAGAGAGAAAACAGGGACAUAUUGUUAACAUGAGUAGUAUUGCUGGAAAAUUAGGUGCACCCAUGUCUGGAUCCUACACAGGUGCCAAACAUGCUUUACAGGGCUGGUUUAGCUGUUUAAGAGUGGAGAUGUUUCCGAGAAAUAUUGCUGUCACUAAUAUCUGUCCUGGACCUGUGUUCUCUAACCUUCUCAAGACAAGCUUCACUGAAAAAUCUGGUGAGUUACUAGGUGUGGAAAUGAUGGAGGGUGAAAAGAGAAUGAGCACACAGCGUUGUGCACGGUUGUCAGCCGUUGCUAUAGCUAACAGGUUGGACGAGGUCUGGAUAGCAUUGCAACCAAUCCUGACUGUUGUUUAUCUGUCACAAUAUAUGCCCACUAUAACAGGAUGGGUCACUAAACAAGUUGGUGUGAAGUAUAUUAUGAAAUUCAGGGAAGGCAAAUAACCAUGAAGAGAAUAGCUCAUGUGUGGUUGGCAAGGUCGCAUGAUUAUAUAAGAGAUUUAAGUAUAUUUAUUUAAGCAAAGCUAAGUUCAUUGAAGUACCAAGUGUUUUUUGACUUCUAAAGCCAGAAAUCAGAACUUAAAUAAAUCAGGUAAUUUUUUACUGCUCAUUGUAGUUAUCAGUAUGGAUUUUCUUGUUUAUAUUAAAAAAACUAUGAUUGUAUAGAAUUGAAUUUUGAAUGUAUUUAUUUUUCAAAAAUGUGAACUGUCUUACAUAACCUAAGGCUAAGCCUAUUUAUGGGUAACUUUUGCAAGAUAUUGUAUGUUAUACCAUGUAUACUCAGGUGAUCAAUUAUAUGAUUAUAAUUUUUUGUAAGCCCAAAAAAACUUUAGGACGUAUUAUGGUAUGACAUUGUCCGUCUGUCAGAUAGACUAAUGGUUUCUGCAGGAUAACUUCUGAAGGACUUCAAUGAUUAUGUUUAUAUUUUGCAUGAUUGUAGUUAUGAUAUGUCAAAACAAAGGUCAAGUUUGAUUUAUGCUGCAAUUAAUUUUAGAAUUAUGCCCAUUUUUAACCAAAAAAGUUAUUGUUCUCCAUUGGAAAUUUUUUGAAGGAUUUUGAUGAUUGUGUUUAUACUUAGCAUGUAAGUAUGUUAUAUCAAAACACAGUUAAGUUAGAUUCUUGUUAUCAAUAUAUAGAAAGAAUUAUGCCUCUUAACGCAAAUUUUCUGCGAAGUGAUGGGUACCUCAGGAUAACUUUAGAAGGAUAUCAAUAAAUGUGUUUAUGUUUGGCACAGUUCCAUGUUAUGUCUAAAUUUGGGUCAUGUUUGUUUUUUCUCGGCAAUCAAUUUAUUAUUGACAUAGUUAUGCCCCUUUAUUUGCAAACAGUUUUCUGCUUAUCUACUUUUAGCAUUACGCCAAAAAUAAUUAGGCUUUAUAUUCUUUUUCUCCAUUGGUUGGAAAAAAUCCUCAUUUGAGCCGCGUCAUGACAA